UAUCGAUUGAAAUGUUUUUGGGUCUUUGCUCGGUCUGUUGCUAUACUUGAUGAGUUUUUGCUUUCCAAGCUCAUUCAAAUUAUCUUCAUUUACUCGAUUUCCCUGUAAAGCAUUACGUGUCUUUACGCCGUUACGUAUGCGGAAGCCACGGUUUUGAGAAGGAGCGACUCGGUAAACGGAGUCUGUGUCUGCUGGACUGAUCACUGCUCCGUUGUUAAAUAAAACUUCUCUUGACUGAAACACGACUGGGUGGUGGUCGGCUGAAGAGGGAGACGCGGGGGUUUGAAGGAGACAAUGAACGACGUCAAAAGAGACUGUACAAUGGGUGCAGGGGGGAUCCGUACGUCGGGUGAGCGGCAAAUGGCCCCCUCUGUGAACCACAACCAGCAUGACAGUGGAGCCGGCGACGAGCUUGUAAGCUCGGUGACACUUUACAAACGGAGACCCCGAAUCCUGCAUGGUACCGUGCUUCCGUUUCUAGCCUUUCUCUACCCCUGCUGGCUGUAUGUGUGGUUAGGAGUGUACGGAGCUUCCGAGUAUCCGGAGGCAGGCCUCCUGGCUUUAGCUGCGAUCGGGAUCGCGCACGUCCUCACAGCACUCUCCGGUUAUUGGUCCGUCCACGCGCACUGUUGGCUCACUUGCUCCAAGGAACCUGACCCGAAUAAGGCCACCCUUGCGAAGGUGAUACCUACCCCUAAUAAUGGUUCUGCUGAACUUGUGUCUCUUCAAAGAGACGAGGAUGAGAAUGGGGAGAAAAUUCUCUCUUUUGAGUUCCAAAAGAUCCGCUACACAUUUGACCAUAAAGAAAAGAAGUGCUUCGUUCCAAUCGCGUUUCCCACCGACCAUCCAAUGAGCUAUUUCCAGGGAUGUCGUGGCUACCAAGAUGAGGUCGAACUUAGAGCAGCUGAAAAGCGCUUUGGCACAAACCGUGCUGAGAUGGUGGUUCCAGAUUUUUUGGACCUAUUUAAAGAGAGGGCUACUGCUCCAUUUUUUGUAUUCCAGGUUUUCUGCGUGGGGUUGUGGUGUUUGGAUGAGUACUGGUACUACAGUGUUUUUACACUUUUCAUGCUUGUGGCAUUCGAAGCAUCAUUGGUCCAGCAGCAGAUGAGGAAUAUGUCUGAGAUUCGUCGGAUGGGAAACAAGCCUUACAUGAUCCAAGUGUAUCGAAACCGAAAGUGGAGACCAAUAUCAAGCGAUGAACUGGUGCCUGGGGAUAUUGUGUCAAUUGGGCGGUCACCCCAAGACAACUUGGUACCCUGUGACAUGCUGCUACUCAGGGGUCGUUGCAUUGUGGAUGAAGCUAUGCUGACAGGAGAGUCAGUCCCUCAAAUGAAGGAGCCAGUGGAAGACUUGGAUCCAGAGCAAGAGCUCGACCUUCAGACAGACUCUAGGCUUCAUGUUAUCUCUGGAGGCACAAAAGUGGUCCAGCACACCCCACCACCGAAGACCAGUUCAGGGCUAAAACCUGUCGACAAUGGCUGCGUGGCUUAUGUGCUGCGAACGGGCUUUUACACUUCUCAGGGCAAACUGCUGAGGACCAUUCUCUUCGGUGUAAAGAGAGUGACGGCAAACAACCUGGAGACUUUCAUCUUCAUUCUCUUCCUUCUUGUGUUUGCCAUUGCUGCAGCAGUUUACGUGUGGGUGGAAGGGACAAAAGAUGUCAGUAGGAACAGGUACAAGCUGUUUCUGGAGUGCACCCUGAUCCUCACCUCAGUGGUUCCACCUGAGCUCCCCAUUGAGCUUUCCCUUGCAGUGAACACGUCACUUAUCGCCCUGGCCAAACUAUAUGUGUUUUGUACAGAGCCGUUUAGAAUCCCUUUUGCUGGGAAAGUAGAGGUUUGCUGCUUUGACAAAACAGGCACUCUGACUAGUGACAGCCUUGUGGUGCGAGGAGUUGCUGGACUCAGAGAGGGGAAAGAGGUCAUGCCUGUGUCCGAUAUCCCAGUGGAGACGCAUCGAGUGGUGGCCACUUGUCAUUCCCUGGUCACACUUGAUGACGGACAGUUAGUUGGAGACCCACUGGAGAAGGCCAUGUUGACUGCAGCUGAUUGGACUCUCACUAAAGAUGAGAAGGUUUUCCCACGUGGCAUUAAAACACAGGGACUUAAGAUCCACCAGCGUUUCCACUUCGCCAGUGCUUUAAAAAGAAUGUCAGUACUGGCCUCCUUUGAGAAACUGGGAUCGACUGAACUUUGCUACAUCUCCACUGUGAAGGGAGCCCCAGAGACCCUGAGAGAAAUGUUUUCAGAGUGUCCACCAAGCUAUGAUGAAGUCCACAAGGAAAUGUCUAGAGAAGGUGCCCGAGUUCUGGCCUUGGGUUACAAAGAAAUAGGUCAUCUCAGUCAUCAACAGGUUCGAGAGAUGAGCCGCAGCUCUCUGGAGUGUGGCUUGACAUUUGCCGGGUUUAUGGUUGUGUCUUGCCCUCUGAAAAGCGACAGCAAGGCUGUGAUUAAGGAAAUCCAAGACGCAUCCCAUCAUGUGGUGAUGAUAACUGGUGAUAACCCCUUAACAGCGUGCCAUGUGGCCAGAGAGCUUCAUUUCAUCCAAAAGAAGCACACCCUUGUAUUUCAGCAAAACUCAAGUGAAUGGCACUGGGAGUCCAUUGAUGGCACAGUCAACAUCCCAAACCCUCCUCCAUCUUUUUCGACAUUUGUGCAGAAGUUUGACCUUUGUGUGACCGGGGAGGGGCUGGCUAAACUAUGCUGUGAUCCGAGACUUCUACACGCACUCCUCCCGCACGUUAAAGUAUUUGCUCGUGUCAGUCCAAAACAAAAGGAAUUUGUUAUCACCAGUCUUAAAGGAUUGGGAUAUGUAACUUUGAUGUGUGGAGAUGGCACAAAUGAUGUUGGAGCGCUCAAACACGCCCACAUAGGUGUUGCUUUGUUAGCCAAUGCACCAGAGCGCAUGCCUGAGAGAAAGAAGCGGUCAAAAGAGAAGGAGACCUCUGCGGCUGAAUCCAAACCACCAUUACCUGCCAAUUCUGGUAACAAAAUAAGCUCCAGAGGAGCCAGACAGAGAGUGAUGGCCCAAAGAGAAGAGCAACUCGCUGCUCAGAAGGAAAGGAUCAAUCAGGUGUUGAGAGAACUUGAGGAAGAUCAAGUGCAAAUAGUGAAGCUAGGCGACGCCUCCAUCGCUGCUCCCUUCACGUCGAAGCUCUCCUCAAUACAGUGCAUCUGUCAUGUAAUAAAGCAAGGUCGCUGCACUCUGGUAACAACGCUACAGAUGUUCAAGAUCCUUGCUCUCAAUGCCCUUGUGCUAGCCUAUAGCCAGUCUGUCCUUUACCUCGAAGGGGUAAAGUUUAGCGACUUUCAGGCGACUCUGCAGGGCCUGCUGUUAGCUGGAUGCUUUCUCUUCAUCUCUAGGUCAAAGCCACUUAAAACUCUGUCCCGGGAGAGGCCUUUGCCAAACAUCUUCAACCUUUACACAGUGUUAACUGUGCUGCUGCAGUUUGCUGUCCAUUUCUGUAGCCUGGUUUACCUUUACAAAGAGGCACAAACCAGAAGCCCGCCACGUGAGGAGACGUUUGUUGACCUCUACAAAGAAUUUGAACCCAGUCUAAUUAACAGCACUGUAUACAUCAUGUCCAUGGCUAUGCAGAUGGCAACGUUUGCCAUUAAUUACAAGGGUCACCCGUUUAUGGAGUCUCUCAGUGAGAAUCGCCCAUUACUAUGGAGCAUUGCGUUGUCUGCUUUGGCGAUCGUAGCCCUCCUCACUGGUUCAUCACCAGAGUUCAACGACCAGUUCUCUCUGGUGGAUAUCCCAACUGAGUUUAAAUUGAUCAUCGCCCAGGUUCUGAUUGUGGACUUUGUCGCCGCCCUGCUGGUCGACCGUGUGUUGCAAUAUCUGCUUGGCAAAGGAACUCUCAGGGUGCCUUCUUGAACUGUGUGCCAUCAACUGAAGCCCUUAUUCAUCCAUUCCUAAAGGGAGCAAACACUCUGGAGAAAUAAAAUAGUUGACUCGUGAGACAGUUGACAUAGUCAUGGUUUGUUGUACUGUAAUCUCCACAGAUCCUCCUUCUGCUUUUUCCAUCCCAUAUUCUGCCCUAUUUAUGUUUACUUUGUUUGGAUACUAACAACUGCUUUCUUAUCUAAAUGUUUCUUUUUAAACUGGUUUCCUGCUGCUUCAUGGGGCAAAUGACCACAGCAGUAUUGUGUGGCGUGCAAGACUGGUGGCCAGCCAGAUAUUUAUAAAGAAAGCAUUCUCCAAGAGAAUUGAGAUGUUUUGGUUUCUUUUAACUACUUUCAGUGAUUUUGUAAAAAGUAAA
Synchiropus splendidus (mandarinfish) is the source of this 4264-nucleotide messenger RNA. RefSeq names its product ATPase 13A1 (gene atp13a1). Gene Ontology annotation, cellular component: endoplasmic reticulum membrane. The coding region runs from base 295 to 3879 and encodes 1194 amino acids. Gene Ontology annotation, biological process: intracellular calcium ion homeostasis; extraction of mislocalized protein from ER membrane. The record is from RefSeq and is a predicted model, not a curated record. Gene Ontology annotation, molecular function: ATP hydrolysis activity; P-type ion transporter activity; membrane protein dislocase activity. Lineage: Eukaryota; Metazoa; Chordata; Actinopteri; Syngnathiformes; Callionymidae. The transcript has 25 exons.